UUGGAACUGCGGAAGGAGGACAGGUGCGGAGUUUUCGGAUCUAAACACCAGGUUUGAGUGCGCGUUGCGUUGUUGUUUGUGUUGUUGUUUACACUUAAGUAGAGUGUAAACAACACGGGGGACUGGGAUGGAGGCAGCGCCGCGGAUGCCGAUGAUCUGGUUGGAGCUGAAAGAAGCUGGAGAGUUUCAGUUCGGUUCCGGAGUUAGCCAGUUCAUUAAGAAGAACUACGGUGAAAGCCCUGAGAACUACAGUAAAGCUCUGAGAACACUUGAGCAGCUUCGUCAGCACGUGGUAAAUGUCCCAAGGGACUUUGAGGGCUGCAACACACUGAGGAAAUACUUCGGACAGCUGCACUUCCUGCAGAGUCGUGUUCCGAUGGCAAAGGGACAGGAAGCAGCCGCACCGGUGACAUGGAUUGACAUCUUUUCAGGAAAGCAAGUCACUCAUCAAGACAUCAGCUAUGAACAGGCCUGUGUCCUUUAUAACCUCGGUGCUUUACACUCUUAUCUGGGGGCCAUUGAUAACAGAGUUUCUGAAGAAGGGAUGAAGACAUCCUGCACCCAUUUCCAGUGCGCUGCAGGGGUGUUCACACACAUCAGAGAUCAUUACAACUCCGGCUACAGCGCUGACCUCAGUCACCAAGCAUUGUCCAUCAACAUCAGUCUAAUGCUGGCUCAGGCUCAGGAGUGCCUCCUAGAAAAAACCCUGUUGGACAACAGGAAGAGCUUCCUAAUCGCACGAAUUUGCGCCCAGGUGUGUGACUACUACAGGGAGUGCACGCGAGUGCUGGCGAGCUCCGACUGUGUGUCUGGGAAAAAGGAGUGGAGGAAACUCCUCUGUAUGAAAAUCAGCUAUUUCAGUGCAGUCACACAUUUACACAUGGGCAAGCACUGUGAGGAGCAGAAGAAGUACGGUGAAGCUGUUGCAUACUUCCAAAGCUCUCUAGGCAAACUAAAUGAAGCUAUUAAGCUAAGCAAGGGUCAGCCGGACUCCGUACAGGAAGCUCUGAAAUUCACCAUGGACGUCGUCGGUGGAAAGUUUAACUCCGCUAAGAAGGACAACGAAUUUAUCUACCAUGAAUCAGUUCCUAGUCUGGACACGCUGGAUCCAGGGAAAGGUGCGUCUCUGGUGAAGCCCCUCCCUGUCACCCCGAUUGACCCCAACAUCACUGGUCCUGACCUCUUCUCCAAACUGGUUCCUAUGGCAGCUCACGAGGCUUCAUCAGUCUACAGUGAAGAGAAGGCCAAGCUGCUUCGUGAAGUGAUGGCUUCGAUUGACGAGAAGAACCAGAUCUUGGAGAGUUUUAUGGAGUCUUUGAACUGUGAUUCAGUGGAUUUGGACAUGUUCGGCUCUGUUCCUUCGUCGUUGUUGGAGAAAUGUGCAGCACUCAGUGUUCAACCAGAUGCAGUGAGGAGAUUAGUGGAAGCCAUGCAGGCUUUGUCCAGUGUGUACACUGACGUGGGCGCUUAUCUAGAGGAAGUGCGUAAUGCGCUGCAGGAAGAUGAGGCAGGGGAGAAGACUCUGGUAAAUGUGGUUGGGCAGAAAGGAUUGCCUCCCAGGUCUCCUGAAUUAACGGAACUCCAGAAGGAGUUCAGGAAAUAUGAGGCAGCCCAUCAAGUAGCCAGCCAAACCAAUACUGAGCUCCACAAAGCCAUGAGCCAGCACAUCCCAAACCUGCGUCUGCUGCAGGGACCACUGGAUGAGCUGAGGAAGAGCCUGCCUCAGCCACAACUGAGUCAAGAUGAUACGUCAUCCUUGCAGACGAUGAAACGGAUCUGUGGGAAAGUCGAUGAGAUGCGGAAGCAAAGGAUCUCAUUCGAGAAGGAGCUUCGUGACCUCAUUCAGAAAGAUGACAUUACAGCUACUCUGGUGACCAUCGAACGGUCUGAGAUAAAGGCCGUGAUUGAGGAGCAACUGAGGAAAUAUGGCCAGUUGAAGGGAUACAUCAAUCAGAACCUAGCAGCGCAGGAUAACAUCAUUAAAGCUUUGACGGAGGUUAACGUGCUGUGCGCCACCAUCCGAAAGACCCUCAGUGCCACACAACAAGAACGGAACAGCAAAGUGCAGUCUUUGGUCGCUUCAUACGAGGCAUAUGAGGACCUGGUUAAAAAGGCUGAGGAAGGUAAAAGCUUCUAUCAGGACCUGGAAAAAAAGACAUCCGGCCUUCUGGACAGAGUUAAGACCAUCUGCCAGAGCAGAGAAGAUGGGAGAGCUGCCUUAGUGGAAAGUGAGGUAGCAAAAGUGCCUCCUCCUAGACCUACUGCUCAAAAGCCGGUGCUUGGCAACAGUACCCCAAGUCCUCAGUCUGGCACCUCCAGUAUGGAGGCUUUUGUUCCUUCCUUUACCCUUGGACAGCAUGUACCCCAGAAACUGCACAACCUGCCCCCAGAUAUGGCCUUAGCUAGAGGUCCACCACUCCCUAACUUUGGUCCCCAUGGACCAACCCCUCUCAUUUGGCCCCCAGUUGCAGCCAGUGCUCCAUUUUCAAACCAGGGAAUGCCACAGUUGACACCUACUAAACAACCCCCUUAUGGCCAAGUUUCAGGAGUCCUACAACCUUCAGGUUAUGUUGUACCUCAACAAUUCCAGCCUGGUCCAUCUGGAGGCAUCACACAAGUUCCCCCACAGAUUCAUCCUUCACAAAUGCCUCAUCAGGGCUAUAUCCCAGCACCAUGGCAGAGACCACCAAGUGUACCCUUUCCCAUUGUUUCAGCAAAUUAUACUAUGCCCCCUGAGAUGGGACAUUCUGCUGCAAGACCAGGUCUGCCUGGACAUGUUCUCAUGUCUGGUGGACAGGGUCAACACAUGCAGUCUAGCAUGCCUCAGUCCUCUUCUGCUCAACAGGUGACUCCAGGAACACAAUACCAAGGUUUCCCCCCGCAACCUGCACCUGGCAUAAUCUCUCAGGCACCUAGGGUUGCCUUUUUUGGGCAAAGCCAGCCAUCCUCCCAUCCUGGACAGUUCCAGCCUCCAGUGCCACCUCAGAGUCAGUCUCAGCCAAUCCCUACUACUGCUUACUGGCCUACUUUAGGUGCACAGUCCCAGCCUGGCUUACCAGUUCAGCCAGGCCUUCUCUCAGUUACACAGGCUUCCCUUCCUGGGGAAGCUAAGGUACAACAAUUUCCUCCUGGUCCUGUAAACCAGUUUCAUCCAGGACAAACUACACAAAACCAGCCCCAAGCUCAUAUGGGUCAUGUUCUUCCCUCCGUUCCAUAUUCUCAACCUGGGGCCCUCCAGAAUGCUAACAAACCGACACCUUUAUCUCAAACUACCACUCAGGUACCCUUCAGCCAAAAUAUCCCGAUGCCUUUUGCUUACCAAUCCUGUAAUCCUGGACUACCACAGGGUGCCAUUUUUCAGGGAGGAACACCUCACAGCCAAGCACAGCCCCUUCCAGCCCAAAACAUGUGUCAGCAACCGACUACUCAGUUCAGUCCCAUGUUCCAGACAGGGAAUCCCCUUCAAAUCCAGCAUGUUCCACCUCGGAAUAACUCGUCUUCUGAAGCAAUUACUGUCCCAGUGAUGGACAAUCCAAAUCCCCCUGCACUUGCUGGUAUACUUACACCUUCCCCAGCUCACCCCUUAUCCAAUCCUCAGCCUGGGUCUGUCCUGAAGCCUUCAUCCUCUGAGAAUAAAGAGGGAUUCCAGCAGAUCAAUCCAUCUCAUGGGGCGGUGAAUCAGGAUUCUAUUCAAGAUAAGAUGGACAAACUCAGCAUUGCUUCCCAGCAAGAAGCUUCUGAUUGUGGAGAAGAUAAAGUCGAAUAAAAUCCAAGCUGGUGUAAUGUUCAUGCUAUAGCAAUCUCAAGUUCGUGAUCAGUUAAGAUUAGCCUGUUAGCAUGGGAUUUUGGACUAAUACCAGCGCGUCCAUGAUUUCUACAUCCAUAGAAGUCCUCUCCUUCUGGAAGCGUGAGGAAAAACCAGAGAACAGACAGAAAGACCACACAAAUCAAACGUUUGAUGAUCCACAGGAGUUGCGAAAGAGUGUUCUUUUCAGUGAUCUGGAUCUUCUUAUGUUCUACAAAUUAUACUCUAUUGUAAUGAUUGUGCAUAACCAUAAACACGUUAAUACUAUACCUACUAUACCUGACACUAUACCUUCACUUACUUUCUUAAGAUCUAUGAAUAGAAGUUCCUCGUUCCUGAGCUUCUAGAACCGCGCUGUGUUCUCGAUAAAAGACGGCGUGAACUUACUGACCGGGUUCCUUUAACAUUAACUAUAAUAAGGGUGCAAUAUGAUGGCGCAUUUAGCCUGCCUGUAUAAUUUCUCUAAAUUUUAUCUGUAAGUUUUAUGGGUUGCUUUUCUAAUAAAGUUUACGAUGUUUAUCA
This is a messenger RNA of Ictalurus furcatus (blue catfish), 4327 nucleotides long. It is a transcript of the gene ptpn23b, whose product is annotated as protein tyrosine phosphatase, non-receptor type 23, b. The coding region runs from base 128 to 3766 and encodes 1212 amino acids. The transcript has 20 exons. Gene Ontology annotation, biological process: early endosome to late endosome transport; endocytic recycling; protein transport to vacuole involved in ubiquitin-dependent protein catabolic process via the multivesicular body sorting pathway. Gene Ontology annotation, molecular function: protein binding. Gene Ontology annotation, cellular component: endosome. NCBI's taxonomy places the organism in Eukaryota, Metazoa, Chordata, Actinopteri, Siluriformes, Ictaluridae. The record is from RefSeq and is a predicted model, not a curated record.